AUGUCGUCUAAUCCCAAACGAGCGUCCUAUUUUGAAGAGGAACUAAUCACAGUAAAGCCAUCCACAGAACUGAUACCAGACGAAUAUGAACACUUCCAAGAAACCCAAUAUAAAAUUGUAUUACAUACAUUUGUCGCCAAUGACGAAUAUUGUAUGAAUCUAGAACAAGAAUUUUUGAAGACUCUAGAAUACAUUGAAUUUGAGACUGGUUCCACAAAUAGACAUAAUCUCGAAACCGACAACUUUCCUAAAAUAAUGAAUGAAAUUGCCAAGGGACCAAACACAAAUGACGCUGGAUUAAUUUUAUUUUUUGCUGGGUUUACAAAACCAACGAGUCCAGGUCAACUAGAAAUAUUUGACGGAGUCAAACAAGAUACUAUAAAUAUUCAACAAAUAUGGUCCAAAUUUGAUUCAUACAAUUGUCCCGGACUGAAGAAUAAACCUAAAAUAUUUAUCUUUGCACUGUCUACUCCAGAAACACCAAUUCAAAGAGACGGCAAGAAACAUUUUAAAACUGCCUACGAUACCCCAGCUGAAGCAGACAUAUUGGUGAUUUACAAUAACCCAAUAAGUGGUAGUGGAAAUUUCUUACAAAAUUUUUGUGAAAAUAUUAGAUUAUUUGGCAAAACAGAAAAUAUUAUAACAUUAGCAUCGUGCACACCAUCCACAUCUACUCUUAUAAUAUCAACUCUUACCAGAAAUUUCUACUUCACUGUUAGUAACUUACGAGGCCACCAUCACAUUAUAGACAAGCAUAAUGACGAAAUUAAAGCACAUAUAAAAGAGAUAAAAGAAACUUUUGAACAAAAGACAAUAAAAGAAACUUUCGAACAAAAGACAGUAAAAAAGGAAAAACGUAAUUUUCUAGAUAGAAUUUUGGGUUCUAAACCUUCAUCUUCAACUAAUCCAUCUUUACGAGAAAAUAUAGAACCAUCACGAACAAGACACGUGUCUUUAACUGAAUACGAUGGGGGGAGACCCAAUUUAAGAAGAAAAAGUGAAAAAAGUGAAAAACCAAGAUGGCGUCCUUAA
Molecule: messenger RNA, 1032 nt
Organism: Psylliodes chrysocephalus
Lineage: Eukaryota; Metazoa; Arthropoda; Insecta; Coleoptera; Chrysomelidae
Source: the annotation of a GenBank genome assembly